AUGCGGUCGUCGUGUGCUCAUCAUCAUCACUCGUGCAGCAGCACGGUAGCAUCAUCUACAUCUUCUUCAUCUUCUCCUUCUUCGCGUGCCGCAAAAUCGCACCUGACUGGAAGAAGAAGCCAUCGUCAUCCUUCUCAAAGAAAGAGCAUCACAUCAGUUAAAAUUUUCCAACAAGAUAAUGGACAGAAAACAAUCGACGAUGGGAUGCCCACAAGAGACGAAGAACAGGAAGCGAUUGAAGCGUUAGAGGCUAUAUUAGAAAAAGACAAGUUUAAAAAGUUGGUGUAUGAACCGCAAGGGUAUCUGUUACAAACUGUUCAGGAAGGUCAGAGUGGUGAACGAGUCACCAUCGAGGUGGGACCGACGGCUGAGAAAAAAAGCCAGAGGAAAUUUUUGUUCAAGAAAGUCUUAGCGACGGAGAGCUCCAUCAUAGCGUACGAAGCGUUGAGACCAUUAGGGAUUGUAUUUGAGGUGGACACGUUUGGAUUCUUACGAGUGGUCGAUUUUAAUCCCACGUCCAAAGCGUACCAACGCGACGCCGUCCAACGUUUACAACCGGCGACGUCGAUGUCGCAAUCGCCAGCCAUCGGCGACGUGUUGAGAGGCUUCACCGCGGUAUCCAUUAAAUACGGGCCGCGAGCGGCUUUACUCGGAGAUCUAUCUGGAACCAAACGGAUGGUAGUCACCUACGGAGUGGAUAAUCAAACGAGCAGAUCGAUUUUCAAGGCGUUGGCGAGCGGUACGGUAGCAGACGGACCGAUGACGUUAGUGUUGGAAAGAGCGAAGGAUCCGAAAGAGAGGACAAACUGGAAGCCCGAAGAGAUUCCGACGGAAAACGUACGAAGAGAGGCGGAAAAGAAACAAAUAUUCGUCGACGAUGGAUUCUCGACGGCAAAUGCAACGUUUGCAGCGUUAUCUUCCGCAUUUAUAUUGCUCUUAUUAGCCGGCUUUAGUUAA
Messenger RNA from Bathycoccus prasinos, 957 nucleotides. RefSeq lists its product with no specific name. The record is from RefSeq and is a predicted model, not a curated record. Lineage: Eukaryota; Viridiplantae; Chlorophyta; Mamiellophyceae; Mamiellales; Bathycoccaceae. The coding region runs from base 1 to 957 and encodes 318 amino acids. The transcript has a single exon.